Molecule: messenger RNA, 3529 nt
Organism: Athalia rosae (coleseed sawfly)
Lineage: Eukaryota; Metazoa; Arthropoda; Insecta; Hymenoptera; Athaliidae
Gene: sty
Product: protein sprouty homolog 2
Exons: 2
Coding region: 752-2128 (458 amino acids)
Biological process (GO): multicellular organism development; negative regulation of MAP kinase activity; animal organ development
Cellular component (GO): membrane; cytosol
Source: RefSeq, a predicted model, not a curated record
AAGUGUGGAUACCUUGGACUGCCCCCCGCCCCCGGCGCUGCCCCCGCGGCGCCCCCCCUGGCCCCCCAAUAAUCUAAGUGCCGCGACCCUUAGAAGCCUCAGUUUGGCGGGAAAUAAUAUCAACGUCAACAACCCCCCAGUUGUACCACGUUCAUCGUCGCCGAAUUCACAACAGCAAAUAGUUAACACGGGGAACAACUCGAGCUUCGGUUCAAACUCGAGUCAAUCAUCGAGCGAACAACUCCUCCUCAUCAAUCAACAAAAUUGUAGGAAAAAUUCAACUCCCGUUCAACAACUCCUGCAGCUGACACCGCCCACGUAUCCAGCGCCACCGCGACCCCCCAGUCGAAACGGUGGGGAUGAAGGGCGCGUCGCGAGGACGGGAAGCGUCCGCUUCGGAGCCUCGCCGAGGGGGGUGCCGCAACGAGUUUGUGGCGCGGGACGGCCAGUACGCACCACCCCGGUCACGUAUCCAUCCCCUACAGCAGCAGGAUCAGCAUCAGCAGCAUCAUCCACGACGUCAGUUAAUUCGGUGUUCGGGUCUUCGAACGAACAAUGGGCUAGAAACGCUGCUAUACCGUCACCGACAACGGGAACAAUUGCCCAAUCACAUGCAGCAAGAGCAACGAGGAAUACGAUUAGACAACAACAACAACAACAAUUGCAAAAAAAUAAUCCGAGUCACGUUACACCAGAGAUCGGCGCAGACAGCAGGUGGUCCGAUCGCCUCGAACUGAGAGGCAUCGUUCCGAUGUCACGGCCACCGUCAUCAUCCUCAUCGUCGUCAUCCGGAUCAUUCUCAACGCAGAGCCCUACGCCCGUCGUUAAUACGCGAACGGCACAAUCGACGCAAACCUCGUCAUUGCCCUCGACCCUGGCAAGGGUGCACGGUCACGAUCAUAACAGGCCAUUACCUCCGCCGAGAUUGCAACCAGAAACGACGACGGGGACGACGGUAUUACCGCCCAUAACGGCCCCCUUAACUCCUCUAUCAUCUUCGUCCCUUGUAUCAACCACGGGGGUAGUAAGGACUAGUUCCCGAGCCCCAGCCCCAGCACCUGUACCGGUACACGAUGUCGUGAGGAUCACGACCGGUGGUAACGUCGAACAGGAACCACAUCACCUUCAGAGUCAACAGAUCGCCUCCUCUAGGAAUACGACCGCUGUUCUCAGCGAAGUGACAUUGACGGUGCCGAGACCGGACGGUGAAAGAGCGGUCAACGAAUACGUGGAAACACCGUUCAGGCCCAACUUAGUUACGAAUACAAAAUGUCCCAAGUCGGACAGAACGAAGCGACACCACCAUCACCUGAACCACCACCACCACCACCACCAUCAUCAUCACCAUCUUCAUCACCAAAGUCACACGGGAAGAAAUACGAUCACGAAUCCGUCGCCCGCUUCAUCCGCGCCAACGAAAACAUUGGCCGUUACAAAACAACCGGUUUCUUUCACGAAGGAACCAACGAACUCUAUAGGGUCACCCGGAUCCAUCGCCCAACAAAUUCAGCAACAGCAACAGCAGCAACAACAACAGCAGAGGUCGAGUUUGUUUCCUGGCGUAGGAAUAGGAGGGGGCGGCGGCGGUGUCGGAGGAGGUGGAGGUAACGUCGGAGGUGUGAUAAUCCCUCUGGACGAGGGUUUAUCUAUAAUGUGUGAAUAUUGCGGUAGGUGUAGAUGUGAAUCGUGUCGUGAACCGCCCCCCUUGCCUAGUCGGUGGUUGUGCGACAACGCGUGUUUUUGUUCGGCCGAAACCGCGCUGGACUACGCUUCGUGCCUGUGUUGUGUUAAGGGGCUUUUUUACCAUUGUGCCGACGGAGGAAGUGGCGUUGACACUGAGGGAGAAGGUGCCGGAAGUUGCGCCGAUGAACCGUGUUCUUGUACCGGUUCGAGGAGACUCGCUAGGUGGACGUGCCUGGGCGCUUUAGCCCUCGCUUUACCAUGUUUACUUUGUUACUGGCCCUUGAAAGGGUGUGUUGCAUUAUGCGAGGCAUGUUACGCGAGACACGCCUCGCAUGGAUGCAGGUGCGAUCCUUCAACCGCUGGACGACACCUGACUACAUCGACUCUCAGAGAUUCGAGGGAUCCUGAGAAGAGGCUUUUGGAUCCCGUCACCCCCGAACUGUAAAGUCGUUGAAAACGUCAUUAUUCCGAAUAUAUUACACACGUAUUCCGAAUCAGUCUCUCUUCUUUUCCUGGACUCGACCUCCGACGCUCCCGCGUCAUCGAUCGUUCGUCAUUGUACAUAUUAUGUGUUAAUAGUUUAUCACAAUUAUAUCAUUUUUUUCAAUUCUUUUCUUUCCUCAUUCUUCUCUUUCCCUGAAACGAAGAGUACACGGAGACGUGUACGUAUCAGCGACGAAUGAAAAAAUAUAUAAUGAAAAAUUGAACAAUUAUAAAUAAAUCGGUGUUUCAAGAUAUUCGAUUUCACCUGUGUCAUUUUUAAUUAUGCGGGAGUAAGGGGCGAGCGAGUGUUCGUAGUGCGGAUUGGCAUUAAUUGUUGGAUUCGGGGGGACGGGUGGGGAGAAAGGAAAAAAUGUCAAUUCUUUCAAAGUACAGGGCAUUGGAAGAAAGAAAUUUAUGACGACACGACGAAGUGAUUAUAAAUAGUGAAAGAAAGACACGUGUGAAGAGACUAUUACAAAACCCUAUAUACUGUUGCAAAAUUAUGGAUUUUACGGUGUGAGGUGCGUAGGGCACUUGGUAGUGCUUCUGUAUAAGCAGUUAUGUACAAUUGUAUUUUUCUUUUUAUUAUUUUUUUUCUUUUUCUUUUUCUUUUUGCUGCAGUAUAAUAUUGUAUACCUUAUACAUGAAAUAACGCGGUGUGUAACGAUAAAAAAAUAAAAAAAUAUUAAAAUUGCAAAAAAAAAAAAAUCAAAAAAAUAAAACCACAAAAAACAUCUAUGCAACGGACAAAAGUGUUGGUUGCGCGUUCAACACAACAGUUGCAUUUAAGAAUAUUGAGACGAGCGACCUGAAUCAGGCACGAAACGACUCGAUCCUAUGUAAUGUAUAAACUUGUAAUUUCGAAAAGCUUCGUGUUUAUUUAUUAUCCUCAUUGUACAUAUAUACAUAAAUAAAUGAACAAAUGAAUACAUGCAUACAUUAUAUCUAUUAUAUUAUAUAUAUAUGCGUAUAUAAAUAUAUGCGAGUGUAUGUAUGUCUCUAGUUCUAUCCAUAUAUAUUUAUCUAUCAAUUUAUCUGUGUAUUGACACGUUAUUUGUAGACGGACUUACACAUAAACGAAAAAUUCUAUAUCGUAGGAAAAAGCGAAAAAAAUAAAAAACGAUUCCGAAAUGAUUGCGUUAGAAAAUCUUACAUCUGAUUAUGUUAUCAGGUGUUUAAUUUAAUGAUAUAGAUAAAAAAUUGGAACGAUAAAAUUUUAUUCCAUUAAUUACCGUAUAUGUGUGAGUACGUGUUAAAAAUAUUAUACAUACAUACAUGCGUACAUAUAAUAUACGCAUAUGUAUAUUCAUAUACGUAUAUUCAAUAUAUGUAUAUGAAUAUUAUUACAUAGCAGAGAAAGAAA